Trichoderma aggressivum f. europaeum is the source of this 561-nucleotide messenger RNA. RefSeq lists its product as uncharacterized. The record is from RefSeq and is a predicted model, not a curated record. Gene Ontology annotation, molecular function: protein binding. The coding region runs from base 1 to 561 and encodes 186 amino acids. The transcript has a single exon. Lineage: Eukaryota; Fungi; Ascomycota; Sordariomycetes; Hypocreales; Hypocreaceae.
AUGAAUGGUGGUAUGCUGCAUAUGGAAUGCUCUGGUGGAGGUACCAAGCCCAAGAUUGAGAAGCUUGAGAUGAAUGGUGGUUUACUCUACUUGAACGCAGAUGGCGGAGGUGCUGCCGUGAAGAUUGGGAUUCUAAAGUUGUCUGGUGGCGAGUUCAGCUUCAAUGCAGAUGGCGGUGGUGUUGAAGUCGAUAUUGAGAGGCUUGAGACAAGCGAUGGCUCAUCUAGACUGGCUAAAAUGGAGAUGGUUCACAUGUCUAAUGAGGAAGGCCAAAAAGCCUUCCUGAGACUAUGCGUGGAGCUUCCAAAUGGGCAGACGAUGACAUAUGAAACAACCAGCACAGAGGCUACGAAAAGAAUGCCUAGGGGCUUGCGUCUGAACACAGAGGGAGGACCGACACCACUUCAUAUGGCAGCCGAGGAUGGUCACGCCGAAACCAGGGAGCUUCUUCUAGAGAAUGGCGCUGAUUCCAACGCAAGAUGGCACCCGGGCGCGUCUCCGCACGGCAAGAUCGAGCGCCGUCAUGCCACCUGGUUCGGGAUACCCUGUGUUGACAUCUAG